GUGUAUUUUUCAAAAAUAUCUCCGUAAGUUAUGGCAUGUAAUCAUCAAGAAAAAUUAUCAAGAUUAUGUAGAAUUUGUAGAAAUAUAUUAGGAAAAGACAGUUUAAAAACUGAUUCUAAAAUUGAUCGAAUAUAUAAAGUGUUUAGUAUAAAUAUAUCAGAAGAUUCUCAAUAUAUUCAUCCAAAGAAAAUGUGCAUGAGAUGUUAUACUAAUCUUAGAAACAUCGAAAAUAGAGGUAAUAAAGUUUUUAAAACUCCAAAAAUUUGGUUAAAAUGUCCUUCAAUUGAAUGCAAAUGUAUUUUUGGCAUUCUUGGUCGAAAACCAAUAUCCAAUAGAGGACGACCAGGAAAGGUUAAAAAAUGGACACAGUUUUAAUUAGAAUCAUUUCUUGAUUCAUUACCUAUGCCUAAAGAUAGAAAAAAUUUUCUAGAACUAAACCAUAUUCUAAAUCCACAUAUAAAUUUAUGCAUUUGUAAAAUUUGUGGAGAAGUUAUGAAUCAGCCUGUGAUGCUGAAAAAUUGUCAACAUUCAUUUUGUAGUUCAUGCAUUUUGUCAAAUGUUAAGGAUAAAUUUGAAUGUGAUUCAAACUGUCCGUUAUGUAAAACCAACAUCACAAUUGAUAGCCUUACCUAUUCCAUCCAUAUAUCUGAAAUCUUAGAUUAUUUAACUAUUGUUUGCAAGAUUUGUAACAAAAAUGUACUUUUAAAAGAUAUUAAUUGUGAAAAUCAUGACUGCAAAAAAUUAUUAAACAACACUAUAGAUGAAAGCAAAAAAAUAGUUAGUAUAAAUAAUUUUUACCAAGUCACUGACUCAAGUGAAAUCACACGAGAGGUUGAAGAUGCUGUUUUACAUGUCAUUAAAAAAAAACUGAAUCAGUCUAAAACAUCCAUAAUAGAAUUUUCAUCUGGUGGACCUAGGCCACUUUGUUUUGUUUUUGCUCCAAAAGUUUAUGUAGAAAGUGCACACUGUAGUAAUAAGACCUUAAGUAAAAGGCAGAAACAUUUAAUGCAACAAGUUAAUCAUACUGCUGGUUGUUCACAGGAAUCUAAAAUUUGUCAAACAUCUGUAAUGUUAAAGUCAUAUGAUAAAGAUGAAGCAAAUGAAAUGUUAAAAAAAGCAAAUAUUGGAACUAUGGAUUUAAAUGCAAGAGAAAUGGUUGCUCUAAAAGCUGAUAUGGGUAUUCCAUGGAAUAAAUUAAAAACUAUGGCUAGGUGGUUAAAUUCCAAAAAUAUUACCACUGCUUCAAAUAACAAAGAUUUGUUGCAAAAGAAUGGGCUGGAAUUGAUAUAGUUGUUUUAAAUGGACCAUUUACAUUUCAAAAUGAAAAUAAUCAUGAUGUUUAUGAAAUUAAACUAGCUCAUUGGGCAUAUAUCAAGAACCUACCUAACAAUAUAGAGAAUCUACUGAAUCUUCUUGAAAAGUUUAACCUUAUUAAUCAUGAUGGGAUUAAAAAAGAUGAAAUACAUAUAAAAAUUGGUGGUGAUCAUGGAGGUGGUUCUUUUAAAAUGAGCUACCAAAUUGUUAAUCAAAAUCAGUCUAACUCAAAAUCAAAUAGUUUUGUGUUUAGUACUUUUUAAACAAAAGACUAUUGCACU
Messenger RNA from Hydra vulgaris (swiftwater hydra), 1595 nucleotides. The record is from RefSeq and is a predicted model, not a curated record. Lineage: Eukaryota; Metazoa; Cnidaria; Hydrozoa; Anthoathecata; Hydridae.